UUUUAAUCGGUUAUUUGCUUAUUACUUACUUUUAAAGUAUUCAUUUGCUUCGUUUUUCCAUCUAUCCGCCGCCUCAAUAUCCUCCUUGGACAAGGGCCCGCUGCGUCAGCACCUUGACGACGGUCUUCUUGUCCAACUUGCACUUUGGAUAGAGUUGCUGGCAGUCGCCGUGCGUGCGGCCCGCGCUCACCGCUUCGAAUAUUGCCGUGCCGUCCAGCAUACGACGGACUAGCGAGUUGCUGGAGAUGAAUAGUGUACGUGUCAUGUGAGAAAGAUGUGAGAGGUUCGCGAAAAUCCAGGCUGUUUACUUUCAAUACGCAUGACGAAGAUGUAACAGUGACAUUGGAUUUUUCAAUUCCCUUCCUUACAAUACCCGUGAAACCUACUAUGGACAACGUUUUCGGAUCUGCAGGUAUACCGUCAGUGAACCUAAAUGUACCAGCUCUGGUAUUAGGGGGAGGGUUGGUCAUAGCCUCGACAUUCCUGCUUCCGUUACUGUUCAAGACUUACGCACAUCAUCCUCCUUUGGACAGAUAUGCUAAGAUAUUGGAGCACACACAAUUCGGUGCUGACGGUGUACUGGACUUCGCAAAUAACGUGCUGAGCGGCGGCGUGGAAGGGUGCGCGCUCAGGGUUGCUUGCUGGUCGGGCCAGCGUGAUCACGAAGAUGAGGCCAAAUUCUGGACGGGAAUGAUGAGCAACCAGCUGGUGUCCACCCUGGUAAACUCCACAGCGGUAGAAGACGCCAUCGCAUCAGGCCGACGCGGUAGGGACUGCUCCGUCUACUCGCCCUGCCCUCUCUCGGCGCAGCACUAUCCCAUGCUGAUGAAACAUUUAAUGCAGCUGUCUAAUACUAUCAGUUAAGACUUAAGUUAGUGGUGGGCAUACGGCCCGCAGGCCAUAUCCGGCCCGCGAAAGGAUUCUAUCCGGCCUGCUACCGGUCCUUUUAAAAUAGUGUGUGAUAUAACACACACUCGCGUCAUAAUUCUCGCGUUUUGUUCAAAUUUUUAAAGACACACAGGUAAAAAGCGAUAAAAAUGUUUACCUUUUUCCCAACGUUUCGGCCAGGUUGGUAGUCUUCCGCGACCACGGCUAGUGCAACCUGGCCGAAACGUUCGAAAAAAGG
Molecule: messenger RNA, 1126 nt
Organism: Leguminivora glycinivorella
Lineage: Eukaryota; Metazoa; Arthropoda; Insecta; Lepidoptera; Tortricidae
Exons: 7
Coding region: 388-864 (158 amino acids)
Source: RefSeq, a predicted model, not a curated record